GUCAAUUUCGGUAAACGCUUUUUAGUAAAAUUAUGGCCGGCGAAGUUGUUGUCGACGCUCUACCCUAUUUUGACCAAGGUUAUGACGACCAGGGUGUUAGAGAAGCGGCAUUGGCAUUGGUAGAGGAGGAGACGCGGAGGUAUCGGCCUACCAAGAAUUACCUAGAAUACCUGCCACAAGCUCAUUAUAACCAGUUUGAGACUGAGAUAAUGAAAACAGAGUUUGAACGUCUCCAGUCUCGACUGCCAAUGGAAAUGAUGAGUAUGAAGCGUUAUGAGCUGCCCCAGCCUCCACCAGGAAAGAUGACCGACGUAUCGUCCUGGACAGAAUGUGUGGACAACUCACAGGCUCAGCUCGAACACCAGGCCCUUAGGAUAUUGAACUUAGAGCUUCUACAAGAGUAUGGCAGUCAUUCGUGGAAAUCCUACAAUGAAACCCUGGUGAAACUGUUAGAGUCUGCACAGAAACAGUUAGCUGAGUUAAAAAAAAAGAUACAAGAAAUAAACUGGCAGAGAAAGAAUGAGCAGUCACAAGCUGGUGGGAAGUUGAAAGAUCUUGAAAAUAGCUGGGUAGGACUUGUCAGUAAGAACUACGAGAUUGAGCGAGCCUGUGUAGAGAUGGAAAAAGAGCAUGCUGAACUCGAGAAACAGAAAAAGUCUGUUAGAGGGUCUUGAACACAGGAAGGACAGAGUUGGACCUUCGAUCUCGUAUGAACAUUGCAGCACAUAGCGACCCCUAAUAUAAGAAAGUGAAUGCUUGGAUUUUUACAAUACAGGUCAUUGAGACUUUGUUAUUACUAUGCCAGAGUUGCCUUCAUCGUUUAAAUGAACAAAAUUGCACAAUUUAUAAUACACCAACUUAUUCAUGGGUUUGAAUGAGGAUACAUGUAUUUGUUAACAGCUUUUAUACUUUCCCAGUAUAACUAUGCUGAUGAAUAUCUUUUGUGAAUAUAUUCAUCACAGGAAAUUCAUAGUAUGAUGUCCAUUCAUAAUUGCAUGUUGAACUAGCAUAAAUAGAAGUUACAGGACUGUACAAGUAUCUUUUGAAAACAUCAAAUUGAAAUGCUGACUUUUUAGUGUAAUAUUUUGUCAUUCUACAUGUAUGUCAUGAUGUGUUAUUUAGUAGAGAAUAAACGAUUUAAAUGUU
Molecule: messenger RNA, 1146 nt
Organism: Mya arenaria
Lineage: Eukaryota; Metazoa; Mollusca; Bivalvia; Myida; Myidae
Product: pre-mRNA-splicing factor SPF27-like
Exons: 7
Coding region: 33-674 (213 amino acids)
Biological process (GO): mRNA processing
Cellular component (GO): precatalytic spliceosome; catalytic step 2 spliceosome; Prp19 complex
Source: RefSeq, a predicted model, not a curated record